AUGUCGCUCACGAAUUGCCGGUUUUACGAGGAGAAGUACCCCGAGGUGGAGAGCUUCGUCAUGGUCAAUGUCAAGCAAAUCGCCGAGAUGGGUGCAUACGUAAAGCUACUGGAAUAUGACAACAUCGACGGCAUGAUUCUUCUCUCUGAACUGUCGCGACGACGUAUCCGAUCGAUUCAAAAGCUGAUUCGCGUGGGCCGCAACGAAGUCGUCGUCGUACUACGUGUUGACAAGGACAAGGGCUACAUUGACUUGUCAAAGCGCCGAGUAUCUCCUGAGGACAUCGUCAAGUGCGAGGAGCGGUACAACAAGUCCAAGAUGGUGCACAGCAUCAUGCGCCACGUUGCGGAGAAGACGCAGACCCCGAUUGAGGAGAUUUACCAGACGAUUGGAUGGCCACUGAACAAGAAGUACGGACACUCGAUUGAUGCAUUCAAGCUGAGCAUUACCAACCCAGAGGUCUGGAAUGAUGUUACCUUCCCCAAUGAGGUCGUCAAGGAGGAGCUGCAGAGUUAUAUUGGCAAGAGGUUGACACCACAACCCACCAAGGUCCGCUCGGAUAUCGAGGUUACGUGCUUCGGAUACGAGGGUAUUGAUGCUGUCAAAGAGGCUCUGCGAUGUGCAGAGGCCAAGAACACACCCGAGAACCAGGUCAAGGUCAAGCUGGUGUCGCCACCUCUCUAUGUCCUCACCUCGCAAUGUCUGGACAAGAACGCAGGUAUCGCAUGCCUCGAACAAGCCAUCCUGGACAUCAAGGAGAACAUUUCAAAAGCAGGCGGCGACUGCCAGGUCAAGAUGGCGCCCAAGGCGGUUACAGAGAACGAUGACGCGGAGCUGGCAGCGCUCAUGGAGAAGCGCGAGCGUGAGAACCAGGAGGUUAGCGGUGACGAGGAUGAGAGCACGAGCGAUGAGGGUGGUGUUGCCGAGGCUGAUUAA
Bipolaris oryzae ATCC 44560 is the source of this 936-nucleotide messenger RNA. RefSeq lists its product as uncharacterized. The transcript has 4 exons. NCBI's taxonomy places the organism in Eukaryota, Fungi, Ascomycota, Dothideomycetes, Pleosporales, Pleosporaceae. Gene Ontology annotation, molecular function: translation initiation factor activity; RNA binding; ribosome binding. The record is from RefSeq and is a predicted model, not a curated record. Gene Ontology annotation, cellular component: eukaryotic translation initiation factor 2 complex; multi-eIF complex; eukaryotic translation initiation factor 2B complex. The coding region runs from base 1 to 936 and encodes 311 amino acids.